AAUGAAUGGGUGAUACGUCGGGUUAUGAUUGGUUUGUCCACCGAAUGGAUGCUGACUUGGACAUUGAACACAGCUCAGAUUUGAUCCCUAAUCCAACAUUCAUCAAGCUUCAACCCCCUCGCUUCUCUAUUCCCCUCUUCUUCUUCUUCUCCAAUUUUCCCUCCAUUAGUUUUCUUUCAUAUCUCAUCAAAAAAAAUGUUUCAAGCAAGUGUUGUGAAAUGGAUUCUGCUAUAUCUUGUAAUCUCUCCCACCAUUUUUAUCAUCUGUUUACCAGACCUCCACUCCAACAAUCUUUUGGCAGCUAAAAGGAAGCGCAUGAGCGAUAGAGUUCGCAAGAUGUUUUACCAUGCUUAUGAUAACUACAUGAUGUAUGCUUUUCCGCAUGAUGAGUUGAAACCUCUGACCAAAACCUUCACAGAUUCUCUAAGUGAACUUGGAAAUUUGAAGCUCGAACAUCUGCCACAGCAGUACAAUGGGUCAGCUCUUACGCUGAUUGAAUCGUUGUCCAGCCUCGUAAUCUUGGGUAACUACACUGAGUUUGAGAAGGGUAUUAUUUGGCUAUCUGAAAAUCUAUCAUUUGAUGUUGAUGCAAGGGUAAAUCUAUUUGAGUGCAACAUAAGAGUUCUUGGAGGACUUGUUUCGGCUCAUAUUCUUGCCACUGAUUCUACAAACAGGUUGGUUCAAGGAAUUUAUAAGAAUCAACUCCUUGACCUGGCUGAGGAUUUGGGGCGACGCAUUCUGCCAGCUUUCAAUACCCCAACCGGAUUACCUUAUGCUUGGAUCAACUUAAAGCAUGGUGUAAUUGCGGACGAGACAACAGAAACGAGCACAUCUGGAUGCGGUUCUCUAAUCCUUGAAAUGGGUUCAUUAUCUCGCUUAACUGGUGAUACAAGAUUUGAGACGGCAGCUUUGCGUGCUCUUCGUAAGUUAUGGAGCAUGCGGAGUUCUCUAAAUCUUCUAGGAACUACGUUAGAUGUAGCAACUGGAGACUGGAUUGAAUUUUCUUCUGGAAUUGGAGCUGGUGUGGAUUCUUUCUAUGAAUAUCUAAUGAAAGCUUACGUUCUUUUUGGAAGAGAUGAAAUUUGGAAGAUGUUUCAAUCUGCUUACAUAGGUGUGCAGAAAUAUUUUAGACACGGCCCAUGGUAUCAUGAAGCUGACAUGAGAACAGGAGUAGCAACGUACUGGCAGCUCACAAGUCUUCAAGCAUUCUGGCCUGGUCUUCAGGUUCUAGUUGGCGAUAUCGAGGCAGCUAAUUCAUCACAUCGUGAGUUUUUCAAGGUGUGGAAAAAAUAUGGAGUUCUUCCAGAGAGGUAUCUUUUGGACCAUCAGAUGUUGCAUCCUACUGAAAAAUACUAUCCUUUACGCCCUGAAUUGGCAGAGUCCACAUUUUACCUGUACCAAGCAACCAAAGAUCCAUGGUAUAUGGAAGUGGGUGAAUCAAUAAUGAAUUCUCUGAAUGCACAUACAAGAGUUAAAGGUGGCUUUGCCAGCAUUAGGGAUGUGACUACAAUGCAAUUAGAAGACCAUCAGCAUAGUUUCUUCCUUGCAGAAACGUGCAAGUAUUUGUAUCUACUUUUUGAUGACUCGUUUCUACUUAAUCAAAAUUACAUAUUUACAACCGAGGGUCAUCCCUUGCCGGUUAGUGGCAAUUGGCAUGAGAAGCUUCCCGAGGCUUAUAAUCUAAGUAACGGAAGUUCUAUCAAGAAUGGAAAGCAGAGAAAACGAACCAGUGCCAUGUCACUUCAAGUUUGUCCGGCUUCUAUGAUUCACCAUGAACCGAAUGCAAGGCGACUUGAAAGUGCUUGCCACAUCCCUGAUACUGGUGAUGAUCAUAGAUGUUUCAGUGAAGAUGAUUGUGGUGUUGAUGCCAACACCUGUAGACGGAGAUCAUGCAGUAUGGCUGGAUAUUGUGGUCUCUGGUCAUUGAUAUAGAAAGAUGUAUAUCCUCAAAAUCUUUGCAACAGACGAGAUACACAGGUUUAGGUAAAUUGUUCAUUUUUGUAUACUACAUCUUAGAGUCAAAAAGUUAUUUUAAGAGCAGAUAUGGGUCAAGAUGGAAAUGUAAGUUGUAACAUACUCUUAAAAAGCUUUUGUCACAUGAAUUUGGUUCAUAUGCUUAAAAGCAUUACGAGCAUGCCAUAGUGAAGUUAAUAAAGCAUUUUGGUGCCGCAAGAAUCAUGUUAUCGACCUUGUAAUGUCUUAUAGUAGCAGUUGCAUCAUGGUGAAAAGAAGAGAAAGAAAGUGGAAGUGGUUUCUUCACCCAGUGGGAAAUUUUUUCC
Solanum dulcamara is the source of this 2279-nucleotide messenger RNA. Its product is annotated as alpha-mannosidase I MNS5. Gene Ontology annotation, cellular component: membrane; endoplasmic reticulum. Gene Ontology annotation, biological process: endoplasmic reticulum mannose trimming; carbohydrate metabolic process; mannose trimming involved in glycoprotein ERAD pathway. Gene Ontology annotation, molecular function: mannosyl-oligosaccharide 1,2-alpha-mannosidase activity; calcium ion binding. The record is from RefSeq and is a predicted model, not a curated record. NCBI's taxonomy places the organism in Eukaryota, Viridiplantae, Streptophyta, Magnoliopsida, Solanales, Solanaceae. The transcript has 15 exons. Bases 196 to 1932 code for a protein of 578 amino acids.